UGUCACGUACCUGAUUGGAGACUAAAAUGAUGAGGUCGGCCUCACUUGUGUCACUAGCCCUGACCCCACUGGAAGUGGAACAGAGGGUGUCUAGGGACCAGGGGGACAAGAGGGCCAGCAGAUGUUGUUUGCAGCUCUUGCAGCUGGAGAUUUUGGAAGACUGAUGAACCUCCGAUUCAGGAACAGUAGUGAUAUGCCGAGCUGAUAUGGUAGGUUGCCAGGUGUGCACCAGAGCAAGGCAGGAAGCUGGGAUGGGAGACAGGUACAAUGUCAUAGGAAUAGCCGGGGUCAUCAACGGGCGGACAGCGAGGUACCAAAUCAUAAGCAAGCCA
Staurois parvus is the source of this 332-nucleotide messenger RNA. Lineage: Eukaryota; Metazoa; Chordata; Amphibia; Anura; Ranidae. The record is from the annotation of a GenBank genome assembly.